UUGGUGUUUUGCCUCCCUUCACUCGUGCAGGCCCUGGAUUCAGACAGGACCACGUACUCCGGGUUUAAGAGCUCCAUCAAGAGGAAGCUGAAGGCCGGGGCUCCGGUGGCAAGCAGCCCUGUUGUCACAAGGUGGCAGCAGCGACAUGCGGGAGGCCUCGCAGCAGUGCCGCGCCGGGCCCUUAGCUCAGAGCUUUGUGCCCUUCGCAGUGCCCCGCUCGUCGGCGCGCGCGGGAGGACUCCAGUGACAAAUCAGAUGCUUAAGAAACCCUCUAUCAUGAAAAGUGCUGUGACUCUAUCUAGCAGGCACACUGCAGCAGGCUUAGAAGGGCGAAAUGACAGGAAAACUGAAAUACGAAAAAAGCGGAAAUGUACUACUCAGCUUCUAAUGAUCCAAGAAACUGGAUAUAGCAUGGCAGAAAGUGACAUGAAAAUCUGUGAAAAUACCAGUUGCAUUUGGAAAGGAUGCCGAGAAGGGAUGCAGAAUGAGUUCAGAACUGUUACCAUCAUGAAGCCAUCAGUGACAUUGGAGCCAGAACUGAGGCUUCAUAUUACUGGCUUGCGCAAUGAUUACUAUCUAAACAUACUGGACUGGAACCUUGAAAAUCUCAUUGCUGUAGCUCUAGGAUCUGCUGCAUACAUUUGGAAUGGAAGAACUCUUCAAGGCAUUGAAAGCAUUGAAUUAAAUUCCAGUUCCAAAUACAUUUCAUCUCUAGCUUGGAUAAAAGAAGGAACUUGCCUUGCUGUUGGCACUAGUGAUGGAGAAGUGCAACUGUGGGACAUUGAAAGGAAAAGGAGGUUGAGAAGUAUGUUUGGCCACCUGUCUGUAGUUGGAGCUCUGAGCUGGAAUCAUUAUAUUCUGAGCAGUGGUUCAAGACUAGGAUCUAUUCAUCACCAUGAUGUUCGAGUGGCUCAGCACCACAUUGGUACUCUUUGCCAAAACAAACAAAGCAUUUGCAGCCUCAAAUGGUCAUUAACCAAUCAGUUACUCGCAAGUGGGUCUAGUGAUGGUACAGUGAAUAUCUGGCAUAGUGAUCCUGGUGUGAAUGUGAAGUCACAGCCACUGAAAACCAUACCUCAUUCUUCAGCAGUUAAGGCUAUGAACUGGUGUCCUUGGCAGUCCAAUGUCCUUGCUACAGGGGGUGGAAUGAAAGAUGGGAUUUUGCGUGUCUGGGACAUAAACCAUGAGAAACUCCUCCAAAGUGCAGCUACAGAUUCUCAGAUUUGUUCAUUGCUCUGGUUACCCAAAACCAGUGAACUGAUGACUGGACAAGGACUUCCUGAAAAUCAGAUAAAAAUAUGGCAGCAUCCAGCACUUAUCAGUUCCUCAGAACUCUAUGGUCAUAAGGGGAGAGUCCUGCAUAUGGCCUUGAGCCCAGAUCAGAGGAGGCUCUUUUCGGUUGCUGCUGAUGGUAUAGCUUGUCUGUGGAAAUGCCAUGAGUAUGAAGAGAGCAAUGAAAAAAAAUAAGAUUUUUUUUUUCUAAUGAUUAUUAGAGCUCAUUCUUGUGACUUAUUUUUCUUGAAAGCAAAUGAUUUCAUGUAUUCCACUCAUUCAGUAAUUCAAAAUAUGUGUAAUCCUUCCAACUGAAACAUGGCAAAAGAUAGUGUCAUUUUUUCAAGAGUAAAGCAAUUUUCCCCAUUAGUCCAUCAUAUGAAAUGCUAGUAGCUUGUCUUACUUAGCCUAGUGGGAAAAAAAAAUUCUAACUCUGAACAAUAGCAUCAUAUUUGUUUUCAUUAAACUAGCAAGCAUGGGUGGAAUCUACCCCACACCAACAUAAGGUCUUAGGUCCUGCUUUAGCUAUGAUCCUUGUAAUUUUACAUGGUCUGAGCAUCUGUAUUAGCAUCCAUGUGCCAGGCUGCUUAAAUUGGAUGGAAUCAGUGAAGGGCUGGGAUCAGCAGAUACCAGUCCAAGGGACUGGAUUGUUCCAUAUUUCACAUAGCCCAUAGUAUAGAAUCUGCCUACAUUUCUAGUGAUCUUAGCAAAAUAUAUAAUGCUAAAUACAAAGAAAUGAUUUCUUGACAAUUCUUUAUAAUUUUUGUAAUAGCAAUGAUAAUUAACUUUACUAGCUAAGUAAUCUGUAUUGGAUUUAGAAUUUUUUCCUUAUAUCCACCUACUGUGUUUGUCAGAUGUUUGGAAAUAAAAAUAACUGCAUAAUAA
Molecule: messenger RNA, 2157 nt
Organism: Gallus gallus (chicken)
Lineage: Eukaryota; Metazoa; Chordata; Aves; Galliformes; Phasianidae
Gene: CDC20B
Product: cell division cycle 20B
Exons: 10
Biological process (GO): anaphase-promoting complex-dependent catabolic process; positive regulation of anaphase-promoting complex-dependent catabolic process; positive regulation of ubiquitin protein ligase activity
Cellular component (GO): anaphase-promoting complex
Molecular function (GO): anaphase-promoting complex binding; ubiquitin ligase activator activity; protein binding
Source: RefSeq, a predicted model, not a curated record